This is a messenger RNA of Cutaneotrichosporon oleaginosum, 441 nucleotides long. The record is from RefSeq and is a predicted model, not a curated record. Lineage: Eukaryota; Fungi; Basidiomycota; Tremellomycetes; Trichosporonales; Trichosporonaceae.
AUGGUCGCGCACGAGCAAGCACUCAAAAGCUUGGGCGAGGGUGGUAUUCCCAUCGGCGCCGCCGUCGUCCAUCUUCCCUCAGGCAAGGUGCUGGCACGCGGGCACAACCAGCGCGUGCAGAUGAAUUCGAACAUCCGACAUGGCGAGACAGACGCGCUUGAGAACAUGGGCCGCGUGAGCGAGGGCGUGCUCCGCGAGUGUGCGAUGUUCACGACACUCAGCCCAUGUUAUAUGUGCUCGGGAACGUGCGUCCUCUACAAGAUUCCGCUUCUCGUGAUGGCAGAAAACGACAACUUUAUCGGCGGUGAGGACCUCCUGGCUGCGAAAGGGGUUGAGAUUGUAAACCUCCGCGACCCCGAGAUCACCAAGAUGAUGCGCGACUGGAUUGCUAGCGAUGUGGGGCAACGAGUGUGGAACGAGGACAUCGGUGAGAUGUCCUGA